GAUCGUUCGACCCGGCGCGCCGUGGCAUUCGCGAGUUCGAAUCGAAGAUUCGCGGAAUCCGGAGCUCGAAAAGAUGUCAGACGUUCCCGAAAACGCUCCACAGAGCUGUCCUGGAACUAGCAGCGGAGAUGCUGGUAAAGCCGCCGGCUGCGCGGGGUGUCCGAACCGAGCGGCCUGUGCUUCAGGACCGACCGGUCCCGAUCCAGACUUGGCUGUGAUCAGAUCUCGACUUGCGUCAGUCAAGAAGAUAAUUCUGAUUCUGUCCGGUAAAGGCGGCGUUGGAAAAUCCACAGUGACUUCUAUGUUGGCACAAGUCCUGUCGCUCGAUCGUUCCGUGGCAGUCCUGGACGUGGACAUCUGUGGACCGUCUCAGCCAACGAUGAUGGGUGUAGAAGGAGAACAGGUGCAUCAGUCGGGCAGUGGAUGGAGUCCUGUGUAUCCAGACGAAAAUCUCGCCUUGAUGAGCAUCGGUUUUUUAUUGAAAAGCAGAGACGACGCGGUAGUCUGGCGAGGCCCUCGGAAAAAUGGUUUGAUCAAACAGUUCUUGCGGGAUGUGGACUGGGGCGAAUUGGAUUAUCUGCUCGUCGAUACACCCCCGGGCACGUCGGACGAGCACCUUACCGUCGUCCAGUAUUUGAAAGGAUGCAAUUUGGCUGGAGCUAUUUUGGUUACGACUCCUCAGGCCGUGGCGGUUCAGGACGUUCGGAAAGAGUUCGAUUUUUGUCGGAAGGUCUCAUUGCCCGUUCUGGGAGUGAUAGAGAACAUGAAAGGCUACAUGUGCCCUAACUGCACUGUGCGUUCCGAUAUAUUCCCGUCGAAUGGAGCGUGUGAGAAGAUGUGCCGCGAUUUCGGUCUGAAGCUUCUCGGCGAAGUUCCCCUGGAUUCGAAACUCGCACAAGCUUGCGACGAGGGAAAACUUUUUGUGCAGCAGUUCCCCGAUGCGCCGGUGACUGAUGUCUACAAAAACAUCGCUCAAGGAAUCAGAAGCUCUCUUGAAGAAUCGGACCAGUCCGACGCUCAGAAGUAGCGGCCGGAGUCUGUAACGAACGAUGAUUCCGAUAAGUUUUCCUGCGGCUUGAUUCAAUAAAGAUCGAGGAUGCCACUUC
This is a messenger RNA of Galendromus occidentalis (western predatory mite), 1106 nucleotides long. RefSeq names its product cytosolic Fe-S cluster assembly factor nubp1. The transcript is spliced from 8 exons. NCBI's taxonomy places the organism in Eukaryota, Metazoa, Arthropoda, Arachnida, Mesostigmata, Phytoseiidae. The record is from RefSeq and is a predicted model, not a curated record. Gene Ontology annotation, cellular component: cytosol. Gene Ontology annotation, biological process: iron-sulfur cluster assembly. Bases 74 to 1027 code for a protein of 317 amino acids. Gene Ontology annotation, molecular function: ATP-dependent FeS chaperone activity; ATP binding; 4 iron, 4 sulfur cluster binding.